This is a messenger RNA of Erigeron canadensis, 935 nucleotides long. Its product is annotated as nucleoside diphosphate kinase 2, chloroplastic. Lineage: Eukaryota; Viridiplantae; Streptophyta; Magnoliopsida; Asterales; Asteraceae. Gene Ontology annotation, biological process: UTP biosynthetic process; GTP biosynthetic process; CTP biosynthetic process. Gene Ontology annotation, molecular function: nucleoside diphosphate kinase activity. The transcript has 7 exons. The record is from RefSeq and is a predicted model, not a curated record. The coding region runs from base 80 to 766 and encodes 228 amino acids.
AACAAUUCCCAUACUCAAAGCCAUCCAAGAAACAGUAAACAGCCUUUCACAAAAUCAACUGGUUACAUAGAGAGAGAAAAUGGAAGGAGUGAUGGCAAUAGGAAAGUCCAGCUAUGCGCUAUCUUCUUCUUCUUCAAUCCGAUUAUCUUUACCCACAACCACCGUUUCCGCCACCACCAACCACCGUCACUUAGCCGCAUUUCAAUCGCCGGCACAUCUUUUCUCAAAUUCAUCACUAUCUUAUCGUAUGAUUAAUACAACCAAGAAAAACAAAACCGCCCAUAUCUUUCUUCCUCAUCUAAUUGCUUCCAUGGAAGUUGAGGAAUCUUAUAUUAUGAUUAAGCCUGAUGGUGUUCAAAGAGGCCUUGUAGGAGAGAUAAUUACUAGAUUUGAGAAGAAAGGAUUUAAGUUGAAAGGAUUGAAGCUUUUCCAGUGCCCAAAAGAUUUGGCAGAGGAACAUUACAAGGAUUUGAGCUCCAAACCUUUCUUCCCUAAACUAAUCGGCUACAUUACAUCUGGUCCUGUUGUUUGUAUGGCUUGGGAAGGAGUUGGUGUUGUUGCAUCAGCACGUAAGUUAAUUGGAGCAACAAACCCUCUUCAAGCUGAACCGGGCACAAUUAGAGGGGAUCUUGCUAUUCAAACCGGAAGGAAUGUGGUUCAUGGGAGUGAUAGCCCUGAGAAUGGGAAGCGUGAGAUAGCCCUAUGGUUUAAAGAAGGUGAAUUAGCCAAUUGGGAACCAGUUCAAACUCCAUGGCUGAUAGAAUGAUGUAUUAUGACCCAUUGAUGGUCAUUCAGUAAUCUAUUUUUGCAGCUGAUUAUGUUAGAGAUGUAAUGUGUUACAAAAUGACGGUUUAAUUUUCAGGAUCUACUAUACCUUGCAAUUUUGUAUUACGAAAAUAUUUGAUGUAUCAACGGAGAAACAUGUUUGCAUUGGA